Messenger RNA from Esox lucius (northern pike), 2893 nucleotides. RefSeq names its product retinoic acid receptor RXR-alpha-B. Gene Ontology annotation, cellular component: nucleus; RNA polymerase II transcription regulator complex. Bases 310 to 1869 code for a protein of 519 amino acids. Gene Ontology annotation, molecular function: nuclear steroid receptor activity; nuclear receptor activity; zinc ion binding. The record is from RefSeq and is a predicted model, not a curated record. Lineage: Eukaryota; Metazoa; Chordata; Actinopteri; Esociformes; Esocidae. The transcript is spliced from 11 exons. Gene Ontology annotation, biological process: response to retinoic acid; positive regulation of transcription by RNA polymerase II; negative regulation of transcription by RNA polymerase II.
CCAGUAUGCCAACUGGGAGGGUGGUUCAAACGAAUUUUUACAACUCAAUCAGUAAAUACCAACUUGCCGAUUGGUUACGAAAGGGAGUUAAAGCACACAAGUAAAUGUAGGCUGGUGGCCAACUAACAUUAUGUAUGCAGAAGGUAUCCGUGUAUGCUCAUUCUGAUUUCAGCAAGUCGUGGACGUGACAUCGCUGAUCAAGGACAGUCACUUAAUCUCUGAAUUAUAUACUAUUGGUCUUCGUGAUCUAGGAUAGGGCUAUAGGCUUUUGCUUUCGGGAAGAUCCGCUGCCCGCUGGUAUGAGCUAAUAUGGAAACCAAGUCUUUCCUUUCUUUCGGCUUCCUCAAAGGCCAGUCGUCCAAAGCUAGUCCUGAUCGAAGGAUCCCUGGGGAGGAGGGCAACUUGCUCACAGCAUGCUCGUGCCUCCCAGCUGCCACGGACUCCUCUGGCCAGCUGUCCACAGCGUCUCUUAGCUUUCACCACAUCCACAGUGGAACGGGUCCUCGUGCCCUGCAUUCGCCUCACUCUCUCAGUCCGUGUACCGUGAACUCCUCAGGCCCCCUGGCCUCGUCCGUUACCAGCCUGGCCUUGUCCGUUACCAGCCUGGCCUCGUCCAAUACCAUCCUGGCAUCGUCUGUUACAAGUCUGGCAUCAUCCGUUGCCAGCCUGGCCCAACCUGUCGCCACCUGCCCAGCCGGGCUCACCUCGACCUCCACCAGUUUGGCCUUUAGCACCAGACACAGCCCUCAGCUGAACUCACCACUACGCUCCGCCGGCACAGUGGAAGACUUCAAAUCCCCACCAGGCCUCAGCAGAGUGCUCAAGGCUACUUCACAGCCUACAGGCACGUGUGUCUCCCUCAACAAGCACAUCUGUGCCAUCUGUGGAGACCGCGCCUCAGGCAAGCACUACGGAGUUCACAGCUGUGAAGGCUGCAAGGGCUUCUUCAAGAGGACGGUGAGGAAGGAGCUGAUGUACACUUGUCGCGACAACAAGGACUGUCUGAUCGACAAGCGCCAACGGAACCGCUGUCAGUACUGCCGCUACCAGAAGUGUCUGACCACGGGCAUGAACAGAGACGCUGUGCAGGAGGAGCGCCAGUGGGCCAAGGAGAGGAGCGAGAGCGAAGUGGACUCCCUGAGUUCUGCUAUCAAGGACAUGCCUGUGGAGAGGAUAGAGGAGGCAGAGCGCUCUGUGGAGCCAAACACAGACAGAUACAUUGACAGAAGUCUGGGCUUUCCCACCAACCGUCCACCUGAGCUCAACGACCCUGUGACCAGUAUAUGUCAGGCAGCAGACAAGCAGCUGUUCACCCUGGUGGGGUGGGCCAAGAGGAUCCCCCACUUCUCAGAGCUGGCCAUGGACGACCAGGUCGUCCUCCUGAGAGCAGGGUGGAAUGAACUCCUCAUCGCGUCCUUCUCACAUCACUCCAUCACUGUGAAUGAUGGCAUUCUGCUGGCCUCCGGAGUCCACCUGCAUCGUGACCGCGCCCACAGUGCCGGGGUGGGGCCCAUCUUUGACAGAGUGCUGAGUGAGCUGGUGUGUAAAAUGCGGGACAUGCAGAUGGACAGGUCUGAGUUAGGUUGCCUUCGGGCCAUCGUUCUUUUCAACCCAGACUCCAAAGGCCUGUCAAACCCAGGUGCAGUUGAGGCCCUCAGAGAGCAGGUGUAUGCUUCCUUGGAGGCCUACUGCAGACACAAAUAUCCUGACCAGCCCGGAAGAUUUGCCAAACUGUUACUUCGAUUGCCAGCCCUACGUUCCAUUGGCCUCAAGUGUCUGGAACACUUGUCCUUCUUCAGACUCAUAGGGGAAACACCCGUUGACACAUCCCUUGUGGAACUGUUAGAAGCUCCAAACCAAAUGAAGUGAUGACACUGCAUUUUAAGACUGUUUGUCCACUCAUUUCCACGAAGGGAAGAGACCAGUGACUUGCCUGACUGACAAGGUCUGUACAGUUGAACGCAAUCAUCGGUGGGCUAGAAAUACAUGGAUGUGUUCAGUGCAGUGGCUUUGGAACCCAGAGUACACAGAGUUCUCCGCAUAACCCUCUAAUCAGGAACUCACCUGGGACAUCGGCUGAAUUCAAUUCAACAUCAGGCAGAAAUGAUUGCAGGUCCCCAGUCUUGGUGUUGAGACUUAAUGAUCGAGUUGAUGUAUUCAUAGUAGUUUUGUAUCUUUGAGAAUUGUCCCGAAGGUAUAUCGGUAAGAGUGUGCAACUACUCAAAAAAGCGGAAUAGCUUUUUCACAGAAGACUAAUGAUGUCUUCACUUCCCAUUCAGUGCAAAUGAGGUAAGACACUUGCCUUGUGGUAACUGUUUUCUACUUCAUACCACCAGAAACCUCAUCGUCAUUCUGCCUUGUCUACCUCUUAUCAUUCUUGUGUUUACUUUUAGUGUGCUGUGAGACAAACAACACAGUCAGGUCAAAAUGACUAACCUGUGAUGAUAUCCUGGUGUACAUGUAACCCACCUUAGUGUGUGUCACUUCUGGUCCUCUUCUCUGCAACUGUUUCGAAAACUUUGUGUUAUUUGGUACACAGCAGGGUGAUGUGUUUUUUUUUUAUAUUUGACAGGGAAAUGUAUUCAGGUAACUGUCCAACUUUGAUAUUGGUAAAGAAUUGAAUGGCAUGAGUAAUAAGCCCAGUGCGACAAGUAUUUAAGUGUUGAGGGAUUUUGACAUUAAAUACUUCUAAGACGAUCAAUGAAAUGUGAGUCUUCACUGGGUAUUAUUUUCUAUUUAAAAUGUGGUUCACAUUUUGUUCAGUAUAUGGCUGAUGACUGUAUUGCUAUUUUUAUUUGAUUAUUUUAUACCGCUGUAUUUUGUACUGGUAUUUCCUUAAAGAUGCACUGGUGUACAUUUUCAGAUUUGUUUUUAUAACAUGUUAUAACAGUGC